Messenger RNA from Juglans microcarpa x Juglans regia, 1044 nucleotides. RefSeq names its product disease resistance protein RPV1-like. The coding region runs from base 1 to 1044 and encodes 347 amino acids. Lineage: Eukaryota; Viridiplantae; Streptophyta; Magnoliopsida; Fagales; Juglandaceae. The record is from RefSeq and is a predicted model, not a curated record. Gene Ontology annotation, biological process: signal transduction; defense response. The transcript is spliced from 3 exons. Gene Ontology annotation, molecular function: ADP binding.
AUGGCGCGACUGGAGAGCAGGCGUGCGGCGGUGAAGCUGCCUAAGCGGGGCCGUGAGAGCGAGAGAGAUGCGAGAGAACAGAGGACUGGGUCUUUUGCAGAAGCUUUAGCCAAACAUGAAAAAGAUCCCAAUAUUGGCAUCGAGAAGAUGCGAAUGUGGAGAAAUGCUUUCAGAGAAGUCGGCAAUAUCGCUGGAUGGCACAUACAUGACAGGUACGAAUCAACAAUUAUACAAGAAAUUAGUGGAAGUAUAUCUACUAAGUUGAAUUCUAGAUUCUCACAUCAUGAUUACGAUAAACUUGUUGCAAUAAACUCUCGUGUAGAGGAUAUGAUGAACUUAUUGGCUAUGGAAUCGAAUGAUGUUUGCUUCUUUGGAAUUCAUGGGAUGGGUGGCGUUGGAAAGACAACGCUGGCCGAAAUAAUUUAUGAUCGAGUUUCUUGUCAGUUUGAAGGAAGCAGCUUUAUUUCUUGUAUUAGAGAAGAAUCUAGAGCUCAUGGUCUAGCUUCUUUACAGAAACAACUUCUUUCUAUGGUCAUGCAAGAAGAAAUACAUAUAUGGGAUCAUCACCAGGGAAUCAAGGUGAUAAGGAGCAUGCUGCGUAAUAAAAAGGUUUUUAUUGUCCUUGAUAAUGUGGACAGUGAUAAACAACUAAUGGCAUUAGCGGGGAGUCAUGAUUGGUUUGGUCCAGGGAGUAGAGUGAUUAUAACAUGCAGAGAUAGUCAUCUGUUGAAACCACAUGGAGUGAAUGAUAUCUAUAAGGUUGAGCAGCUUCAAACUGAUGAAGCAUUGCAACUCUUUAGUUUGUCGGCCUUCAAAAAAACCCAUCCUAUAGAGAAUUACGAGGAUCUAUCUAUGGAUUUUGUGAAUUAUGCUCAUGGCCUCCCUUUAGCACUUAAAGUUUUGGGUUCCUUCUUAUUUGGGAGAAUGAUAGUUGCCUGGAGAAGUGCCAGGGAUCAACUAGAAGCAAUUCCUAAUAAAGAAAUUUUGAAUAUACUUCAAAUAAGUUUUGAGGGGCUGGAGGAUUUGCAAAAAGAGUUGUUUUAG